This is a messenger RNA of Penicillium mononematosum, 1536 nucleotides long. Its product is annotated as PEX28-32 family peroxisomal membrane protein. The coding region runs from base 1 to 1536 and encodes 511 amino acids. Gene Ontology annotation, biological process: peroxisome organization. NCBI's taxonomy places the organism in Eukaryota, Fungi, Ascomycota, Eurotiomycetes, Eurotiales, Aspergillaceae. The record is from RefSeq and is a predicted model, not a curated record. The transcript has 4 exons. Gene Ontology annotation, cellular component: peroxisomal membrane.
AUGGAUGGAUUCACAGAAGCUCUAAAUGAACCCAAGGUUCCAACAAAACGGAAUAGACCUGGUUCCCCAGACAGUUCACAUUCGAGAUCUUCCUCUCUAUCCAAGAACUCACUACAAGACCGCCUAUUUACAAACUGCAGGGUCCUCCAACAAGUCAUCCCGGACGAUGAGGAUGAAACUGAUUCAUUGGGAGAUAAGGCUUCGGCCUCUCCUAAGAAACCGGCUUUCAGUUUGCCUGUAAUGGCAAAUAAUUUCCGUCGCUUUAAUGCAAGAAUCGGUGUGGUAUUUCUGUUUCAGAGCCGUGUUGAGCAACUAUUCACCUGGGACACUCCAACCCAUACCAUCUCUUUCCUUUUUGUCUAUUCUUUCAUCUGCUUAGAACCUCAUCUCCUUUUGGUUUUGCCCCUAGUGGUUCUAUUGCUCUUUAUAAUGGUGCCAGCCUUUGCGACUCGUCACCCACCACCUCCAAAUACCUCGACGUCCAGCACUACUCCUUACUAUUCCUAUGAUGGACCAGCACUGGCACCAGCCAGGACUAUUAAACCAGCGCCAGAGACUUCCAAAGAUUUCCUUCGGAAUAUGCGAGAUCUACAGAAUUGCAUGGCUGAUUUCUCAGACGCCCACGAUGCGGCUAUCUCUGUUAUUGCGCCACUGACGAAUUUCUCCAAUGAGAAGCUCUCUUCAACUCUUUUCCUCGGAUGCACGAUUGCCAUAGUAGUAUUGUUUAUCAGUGCGCAUCUGCUUCCCCUCAAAAUUGUGAUGCUUGUUGGUGGCAAUGCGCUGGUUCUCUCCAUCCACCCAACGGUGGGACAAUUCCUCUCCGGUCUGAUGCAAGAUAUGACCGGAGAUUCCAUAGACUCAGAUUCGGAUGAGAAUGAUGGACUCGCCUCAGCUGUUCCUGCAGACCCAUCUGCAGCGAUGUCAGCAAUGGAAAAACUCGCAGAUAUCUCCUUGGACACAUAUCCUGAAGAGCGGGAGGUGGAAAUUUUUGAGCUGCAGCACCGGGCUGUGGGAACGUCAGAGUCUGGGUGGGAGAGCUUCCUGUUCAGUCACGCGCCAUACGACCCGCUAUCACCAUCUCGCAUCGCGGGGGACCGACCCCGUGGCUGCCGAUUCUUUGAGGAUGUCCGUGCCCGCGUGGCUGGGCUUGGAAGAGCAAGAAACUGCCGUGAAUGGGUGGUGGAGCGCAUGAUCACCAGUGUUGGGUUCGAGGUCCCGGGCGUAAACGCCGAAGGCAACGCCAUUGUUGGAGAAGUUGGUGGUUGGGUCUGGGACUUGCCUCAGACUCGACAGGAGUCAGAUGACGAUUUGACCUUAGCCUACGGAGACCUGCCUGAGACACUCUCUCCGAAGAAAAGUAAGAGCAAGGAGAAGGAGAAGGAGAAGGAGAAGGCGAAAUCACGGGAUUGGGAGGAAGGGAAUGCGUCCUACGGGGUGGGAGAAUGGAGACGCCGACGAUGGGUACGAGUAGUGCAACGAAUAAGCCUUCCGCCGGAGGGGGUUGUCACCUACUCGACGCUCAGUAGUAACACCUAA